CAAAUAAAUGAUCUUAGCUUGUUUACCGCUAAAGUCUUGACGUUUCCGAUUGUUGGUGAGAUUAUGAAGAGGGUUGGAAAUUUUUUAAGCAGCUUACUUCAGCUGAUCUCCUUUGAAGCAGUUGUCCCUUUAAGGGAGAGGUCUACAUAACAACACAGUGGAUUUAUUUAUCAUCGUGGAGCCCCAAUAACAAGGGCUGAAUGUCCAACAAACCAGGAAUCCGUUUUUUCUUUUACAAUAAUCAUAAUAAGAAAUAAAUAAGCCACCGCAUCGAUAGAGAUGGUCAGAUACUGGCAGCAUGAGGCCGAGUAAGCCAUUGUUAAAACUGUCUUCUCCCCGCAGAGAGCUCAAUAUAAGCCUCUCCCACUCAUAAAACAUAGGAAGGCGGAAAGUUAAUUAACAUGGUUUUCACCAAUAAAUACAGUUUACCCAGUGCUAGCUGAGUUAGAAGGACCUUAACAUGUCUGACACCAAGAGGGUCAUUUUGUGGACGGCGCCUCGAUGCGUUUCAACAGCAUUUGAGAGAUGCAUGAUGAAUCUGAAAAAUCUUAAAGCUAUACAUGAGCCGUAUUCGUUACCUUAUUACUUUGGGAACGAACGGCUGAGUAAAAGAUAUAUAAGUGAAGACGUUAUUCCGGCUGCUACCUAUAACUCAGUCGGACAGCUCUUACAAAAAGAGUACGACGGAGUCGACUGUGUUUUCUCAAAAGACAUGGCCUACUACGUAAAGGGGAGAUUUGGUAUCUUUCUCGAAGAUGGAUUCAAAGAUUUCCAGCACACAUUUCUCAUUCGAAACCCCGAAAAAGCAGUAUACUCUCUUUACAAAGCAUCUAUCAAUCCCAAACUGACUGGAUGGGAUUAUUUUGACCCCGAAGAGGCCGGCUUUCUGCAGCUGUUCGAAUUGUACAAUUUUGUCAAAAAGCACGUCAACCCCUCCCCGGUGGUACUGGACGCGGAUGAUUUACUUGAGGCCCCGGAUGAGAUUAUGCAAAGCUACUGUGAGACGAUCGGAGUAGACCACGAACCUGGCAUGACGCGAUGGGAACCAGGCCCCGUGGACGAGUGGGAUGUGUGGGCGGGAUGGCACGAGAAUGUCCUCAAGUCAUCCGGGUUCCAAAGGACUCCUGGGAAGAAAGAAGCUUCCAAUUGUAAGGCUGCGUGCAAAGAAGAGGUCCCGGAUGACGUUGCUAGGGUGAUUAAGCAGAGCAUGAGUGGAUACGAGGCAAUGUAUGCACAGCGACUUCUACCAAAAAGCACGGCAAAAGAACUGAUAUCAUAAGUAAGAGUAAGAAAGAAAAAACACAUUUUAUUUGUAUCGAUUCCUUGUGAGCAAGGAUCAGACUGUUGGUUCAACGACAAAGAAAAGCUCAAGAAUCAAGGUUUUUGUCGCACCUUAUGCAACAAAAGAAAAAAGCUUCUAAAAACCAAUGCGACAUGGGUAUAUGUGGUCAAUAGUAUUCUGCAACGAUAACAGAAUAAGGAAAAUGGAAAUUGUUUAUAAUUAUUCUAAAUUGCACCUGAUAGGGUGUAUAUAUUGUAUAUAUUGGUUGAUUCUAAACGCUCGCCACAAAAAUUUAUAUCAAAGUAUGAGCAGAGGCAAAAAAUAAAGAAUAAUAAGGGUU
Messenger RNA from Nematostella vectensis (starlet sea anemone), 1622 nucleotides. Its product is annotated as branched-chain-amino-acid aminotransferase-like protein 2. Bases 461 to 1279 code for a protein of 272 amino acids. The transcript has a single exon. The record is from RefSeq and is a predicted model, not a curated record. NCBI's taxonomy places the organism in Eukaryota, Metazoa, Cnidaria, Anthozoa, Actiniaria, Edwardsiidae.